CAAGCGGCAGCUUAGAAGGUAUCAUUUCUCCAGAAAAUGCUAUAAAACCAUUUUAUUUUGAUGGAAAGACACAGUUUAUUCUAAGCAACUAACUAAAUACAAUGAAAUUCUUCGAAACCUUAUUCGUGCUUGUGGUUGUUCUAUACGUUACGCCCACGUAUGAGGCAGUCAAACCAACUAAAUCGCCAGAAAUUCAAAAAGUAUUUGCCAAUUCAAAUGCGUGCAAACUUGAACCAAAACUGAUGUCAAGCAUCACAACCUCGGGAAACCAGUUGAAAUCGCAAAUUUCCAAUUUCCAAAAUAAAUUUAUCGGUUUGGAUGAAGAAACUCAAACCAAAAUAACUGACGUCAAAAACACUGUAUUGCUAUUAUCUGCGAUAUCAAAGGAUUUUGCAGCAAUAAAUUCCAAAAUGCAUAAAUGUUGCAACACUUUUCGAUUUGCACAAAACACAUUUGGUCGCACUAGUGCAACAAAAUUGAAAAAAAUCGCCAAAGAGCAUCCGGAAUACUUGAAAAUGAUGAACGACACGAUACUUAAGUCGGAAAAGAAAGUUCACGAAUCGCUGCCCAAUAUAAACGACUUGGGAUCGCGCAUACGAGAGACAACCAGUACGUUGGUAAAAGAACAGAGAAUUGCAAAACUUAAGAAGAUCCUAAAUAGUGUGAAAAUUGCAAGUAAAUCGAAGAAAAGCGAUUUGAUUGAAAAGAGUCUAGUACCAGCUUUGGACGAGUUUUUGCAACAGUACAAGGAAACUAUCACAACGUUUCAAAAAGAUGCGAAUAAUGUGAAAGACAUUAAGUGUCCAGACACUAUGAGUUUUGUUGAUGGUCUUAAGAAAGCGCUAACAGGUGAAGUUGUACACGAGGAAAAACCAAGCGUGAAAAUUCCAGAGGAAGAGAUACACACUGGUGAUGAACACCAUGAAGAGACACCAGAGGCUGAAGAUCAUUAUACGUCGGAGACAGUGUCGCAUGAAAAUCCUAGUGAUGAACAUUUGGAUGACGAUAGAUCUACAUCCGAUGAUCAUGAUGAGAAGCCGAGUGAAGACAAAUCUGAUGAAAUGUUUGAUGACGACAAACAUUCACCAGAAGCAAGCGCUGUCGAUGAUGAUAAACAUUCGGAUAAAGAUAUGGCUGAGGAUCAUGAUGUGCAUGACGAAAUUCACUCGUCUGAUGAAAACAAACAUGAUGAAAACCAUCACGAUGAAUUAUCAGCCGAGGAAGAACCAUUCGUGGAACAAGAUACGUCUGAUGAAGACAAAGAACCAUCCGAAGAAGAAAAAUCUGACCAUAACCAUCAUAAUCUGGACGAAGCCAAUGAGGAGAAACCAGAUGAAGUUAACGAAGAAAAGCCGGAUGAAGAAUACUAAGCAAAUAAAAGCGCGUCUGUUUGUUUUACAAACCAAAUUACAUAUUAAACAACUUUUUAUUGAAACAGUUUUCAUUUUAAAAUCAAUAGCAAUUGAAUAAAAGAGUCUUGGUCAUCGUGUCAAGUACUGCAUUUCAAUCAA
This is a messenger RNA of Contarinia nasturtii (swede midge), 1511 nucleotides long. RefSeq names its product protein starmaker-like. The transcript is spliced from 2 exons. Lineage: Eukaryota; Metazoa; Arthropoda; Insecta; Diptera; Cecidomyiidae. The record is from RefSeq and is a predicted model, not a curated record. Bases 102 to 1370 code for a protein of 422 amino acids.